This is a messenger RNA of Syzygium oleosum, 1755 nucleotides long. Its product is annotated as ankyrin repeat-containing protein BDA1-like. The transcript has 2 exons. The record is from RefSeq and is a predicted model, not a curated record. Gene Ontology annotation, molecular function: protein binding. Bases 308 to 1660 code for a protein of 450 amino acids. NCBI's taxonomy places the organism in Eukaryota, Viridiplantae, Streptophyta, Magnoliopsida, Myrtales, Myrtaceae.
AAAACAAAAAGUGCAUUGCCGGAUCGUAAGUUAUUGGCAUAGGAUUGAUUGCACCGGUUCGAUUAAUUUAAAUUUUCUUCGUGACCUAGCUGACUCAUUGUGAAACUUCGCAUGUAAGUUCUCUGACGGAGAAAGACCCCCCAAUCGAUUGAGUUGUACCUACGGGAUAAAUCAUAAACAAAGACUCGCCUAAUUAUACUUUGGUUGACUGCGGCACUAUUUAUGAUCUUGCAAGUUCGAUCCUCGCACUUACAUCGACCAACAACGAGCAAAGCCCCUCUUCUCCUACAUUUCCCUGGUCAAAACAAUGGACCCCCGGCUUCAACAAGCGAUAGAACAUGAUGAUGUUGAUGAGCUCCAUAGCUUUAUUGUGGAGGAGCCAAAACUCUUAGAUCGUGCAUGUAAGGGCCCCUUCCCAAAUACUCCUUUACACGUUGUUGCGGCCGCUGGAAAAACUCAAGUGGCCAUGGAAAUGGCCAUCUUGAAGCGGUCCUUCACUCGGAAGCUGAAUCCAGAAGGUUACAGCCCCAUGCACUUGGCUUUGCAACACGAGCAUUAUUCCACCGUGAGGGCACUGAUGACCCUUGACCCCAAGUUGAUUCGAGUCCGAGGACGAUGUGGGAUCACCCCUUUGCAUUAUGUGGCCGGGAAAGAAGGAGACAUGGAGGUGGAGCUCUUGGCUGAAUUCCUAGCCACUUGCAACUCGUCCAUCAACGACUUGACGAGUCGAUGCGAAACUGCGGUUCACGUUGCUGUCAAGAACCACAACCUUCAAGCAUUCAAGGUUUUGCUUGGAUGGCUUAUGCGAGUCUAUCGGACAAAUAUCUUGGGAUGGAAAGAUCAAGAUGGUAACACCGUCUUACAUAUUGCUGCAUCCGAAGAGCAGCUCGAGAUCUUCAAGCUAUUGAUUGGGUGUGCGAAUGUGAAUGUAAAUGCGAAGAACUUCCAGGAUAAGACGGCUCUGGAAAUCUUCCAAGAUCCUAGUGGCGACCAAGAUCUUGCGAAGAGGUUAUACCGUCGAGAACGUCAAGCAAGAUUUUUUACUCCCACCCUCUCUCUAUCACAGUUUUUUAGCACGAAACCAACUGUCUAUGAGAAGUGCAAAAUGUUUUUGGGCAUCCGAAAUGAAUCCGCUCGCAACAUAAUCCUUAUUAUGUCUACAUUAAUCGCGACUGCCAGUUACCAAGCCGCGCUCACUCCUCCAGGAGGAUACUGGCAAGAUAACUUUACAAAUACCCCGGCCAAUUCCACCGUCGUUAGCGCCAAUACCAGCGGCAUUGCUAUUGGCAAACCGCAUCAUGCCGGUGACAUUAUAAUGCACGGUUCUCAGCUAUCUAUGUUCACGAUCAUCAACAGCAUGGUUUUUUGGGCCUCCAUGUCCACAAUCUGGGCCACCGCUAUUACACUGUUGCCCGACAGUGCCCUGGUUUUAUGGUCUAUAGCCAGUUUCGGCAUUGCCUUCCUUACUACCAUUGAGGCCGAAUUCCCGAAAUCCCAACAGGCUGGGGAAUAUUUGGUAGCGAUAUUUUAUGAUCUCUUGAUGACGACCGCGAUGGGUCUCCCCUUGUACGUGCGGGUAACGUACGUGGGAGUUGUAAAACGAAUCGAUGCCACAGGGAGGCACCCAGGCAACUUCCUAGGAACGAAGGAUUGGAAAUAAUUCGCUAGUAUUAUUUACUUCAACUAUUCUCAUCGCGUACGCAUAUAAUCUAUGUUUCUAGUCUUGAGAUUAGCAAGAAAUGGGCUCUCUUUUUU